This is a messenger RNA of Prunus avium (sweet cherry), 1625 nucleotides long. Its product is annotated as sugar transport protein MST4-like. Gene Ontology annotation, molecular function: monosaccharide transmembrane transporter activity. Gene Ontology annotation, cellular component: membrane. Gene Ontology annotation, biological process: monosaccharide transmembrane transport. Lineage: Eukaryota; Viridiplantae; Streptophyta; Magnoliopsida; Rosales; Rosaceae. The record is from RefSeq and is a predicted model, not a curated record.
GUUAGACUUCCUUUUACCUAAGUUUGAGUGAGGGGCAGAAAUCAUGGCCGGGGGCUUUGGGGCGCCGACAUCUGGCGGAGGAGACUUUGAGGCAAAGAUCACGACUGUUGUGAUCAUUUCUUGCAUAUUGGCCGCCAGCGGAGGCCUCAUGUUUGGUUAUGAUAUUGGUAUCUCAGGGGGUGUUACAUCCAUGCCCGAGUUCCUGAAGGAAUUCUUCCCAGUUGUCUAUCAGAAAACUCAACAGCCAGGGCUUGACAGCAAUUACUGCAAAUACAAUAACCAAGGCCUGCAAUUGUUCACAUCUUCUCUCUACCUCGCUGCUUUAACCUCAACCUUCGCUGCUUCUUACACAACCAGAACGCUAGGCCGAAAGCUAACCAUGUUCAUUGCUGGGAUUUUCUUUAUAAUCGGAACGGUUUUCAAUGCUGCAGCUCAGAACCUUCUCAUGCUUAUUAUUGGCAGGAUCUUGCUGGGUUGUGGAGUUGGUUUUGCCAACCAGGCUGUGCCACUGUUCCUUUCGGAGAUUGCACCAACAAGAAUCCGUGGGGCACUUAACAUUCUCUUCCAGCUCAAUGUCACCAUUGGCAUUCUUUUUGCAAACCUUAUCAAUUAUGGCACUUCCAAAAUUGCAGGGGGAUGGGGAUGGAGGCUAUCAUUGGGUUUGGCUGGCGUUCCUGCAGCUAUGCUAACCUUGGGGUCUCUGGUUGUGGUAGACACUCCUAAUAGUUUGAUUUCUCGUGGUAAGCUGGAAGAAGGCAAAGCUGCCCUUAAAAAGAUUAGGGGAGUUGACAAUGUUGAACCAGAAUUCUUAGAGAUUGUUGAUGCAAGUCGUGUGGCUAAAGAAGUAAAGCAUCCCUUCAGAAAUCUCCUUCAGAGGAGGAACAGGCCUCAAUUGGUCAUUGCCAUUUGGAUGCAGGUGUUCCAGCAAUUUACUGGCAUUAACGCAAUCAUGUUCUACGCUCCGGUUUUGUUCCAAACCUUGGGAUUUAAGAGUGAUGCUUCCUUGUACUCAGCUGUUAUAACAGGAGCUGUCAAUGUCCUCUCCACUCUUGUCUCAAUUUACUUUGUCGACAGAGCUGGUCGCCGUGCACUCUUGUUAGAAGCCGGAGUCCAAAUGUUCUUGUCUCAAUUGGUGGUUGCAAUAGUGAUGGGACUCAAAGUUAAGGAUAAUUCUAACAACCUUAACCAGGGGUUGGCGGUUCUUGUAGUAGUCAUGGUUUGCAGUUUUGUUUCAUCCUUUGCAUGGUCUUGGGGACCUCUUGGGUGGUUGAUCCCUAGCGAAACAUUCCCACUAGAGGCUCGCUCAGCUGGCCAGAGUGUGGCUGUUUGUGUCAACAUGCUCUUCACCUUUGUUAUAGCACAGGCCUUCCUCUCAAUGCUUUGCCACAUGAAGUUUGGUAUUUUCUUGUUCUUCACAUCUUGGGUCUUCGUCAUGACACUCUUUGUACUUUUCUUAAUUCCCGAGACCAAGGGCAUCCCUAUUGAAGAGAUGACAGAAAGAGUUUGGAAGCAACAUUGGUUCUGGAAAAGGUUCAUGGAUGACGGUGAAGAUAAAUCCAAGGGGCAUGCUUGAAGUAUUUUUCCUUUGUGAGAAAUUAUUGUAUGAUACUAGGACAACCAAAGCU